AUGUCAACGAAAGAAGGUGUGUUUCCGGAAGACGUGGCUGUUGCUGCAGUGGCAGCUGUCAUCCAAAAUUAUUCUGAGAAGAGCUUUUUUGUUCUGUUUGUCUCAUCCAACUACAUUAUCAAGAUGAUUUCUCUAACGGACUCCCAAAAGAUUGGAAUGGGAUUAACAGGCUUCGGCGUGUUUUUCCUCUUCUUCGGGAUGAUCCUGUUCUUUGACAAAGCACUUCUGGCUAUUGGAAAUAUUCUCUUUGUUGCUGGACUCUCCUUUGUCAUCGGCCUUGAGAGGACCUUCCGCUUCUUUUUCCAGAAGCACAAGAUGAAGGCCACCAGUUUCUUCCUGGGAGGAGUGUUUGUGGUGUUGAUUGGCUGGCCCAUUAUUGGAGUUUUGCUCGAGAUCUAUGGUUUUUUUCUCUUGUUCAGGGGCUUCUUUCCAGUGGUUGUAGGCUUUAUCAGGAGAAUACCAGUCCUUGGCUCCAUCCUAAACCUGCCCUUUAUCAGUGCAUAUGCGGACAAAGUGGGCGAGAGCAACACUAUGGUAUAACAGUGACUUUUUGUAACCAGAGAAAAUUGUUUGAUUAUAGGUUUUAUAACGCAUCACAAUCUCCCAUGGUGCUGAGUAAAAGCGCCUAAAUAUACAGAUCAGAUUCAGAUUUCCACAUUCAAGCAGACAAGGACUGUUUUUGUCUGUAACUUCAGUGGUCAGCACUACCAAUCGCAGAUUCAUCGUUGUAUCGCAACAUCAGUUUCUUACUGUCAACACUAAAGUCUCUACAAUAAAUGUUUCAAAUGACAUCGAUCCCUUUGCCAUUGACUGCAUCUUGCAUUUAAAAGGAGGAUAGAAGACUCCCUCAAGGCCCAACUUUGUCUACAUGAUGUUCUUAAUCUGUGGAACUAUCAGAUAAAACUACCCAGUACAAGGACAAGAAGUGGAAGUGCAUCCUGCCAUGUUUGCCACGUUUGUGCCUGUGCUUUAACUUAAUUUGCACAAAAGCUUUUAAAUCCAGGAUUUUGUUUACAGUUACACCCCUGUUUCAGCUGUUGGAAUACCAAGUAUGGCUGUUGUAAUAUUUACUUUGUCCAUUUCUUUGUGAUUGUGUUCAGUGUUGGCUAGAAGUGUUUCUGUAUAAAUUAUUUUUUAAAUAUGA
Pelmatolapia mariae (spotted tilapia) is the source of this 1144-nucleotide messenger RNA. RefSeq names its product golgi transport 1Ba (gene golt1ba). Gene Ontology annotation, biological process: endoplasmic reticulum to Golgi vesicle-mediated transport; retrograde transport, endosome to Golgi. Gene Ontology annotation, cellular component: endoplasmic reticulum; membrane. Lineage: Eukaryota; Metazoa; Chordata; Actinopteri; Cichliformes; Cichlidae. The record is from RefSeq and is a predicted model, not a curated record.